Messenger RNA from Ixodes scapularis (black-legged tick), 237 nucleotides. RefSeq lists its product as uncharacterized. Bases 1 to 237 code for a protein of 78 amino acids. The record is from RefSeq and is a predicted model, not a curated record. NCBI's taxonomy places the organism in Eukaryota, Metazoa, Arthropoda, Arachnida, Ixodida, Ixodidae. The transcript is spliced from 3 exons.
AUGUGUGCGUCUGCAUGUCAAUGUGUGUGCGCGCGUCUGUGCACGUAUCUGCGCGUGUGUAUGUAUCUUCGCACUGGCGUGUGUUUGCGCGUGUGCGUGUGUGUGUGUCUGCGUGUGAAAUUGUACGUAUGUAUGUGUGUAUGUGUUUGUGCCUGCGUGUGUCUGUGUGUGUGUGUGUGUGUGUGCGUGUGUACGUGUGUCGUUUACAUGGGAAUGCAGUAUCACCGCUCACUCUAA